Fukomys damarensis (Damara mole-rat) is the source of this 953-nucleotide messenger RNA. RefSeq names its product zinc finger protein 709-like. Lineage: Eukaryota; Metazoa; Chordata; Mammalia; Rodentia; Bathyergidae. Gene Ontology annotation, molecular function: DNA-binding transcription repressor activity, RNA polymerase II-specific. Bases 183 to 869 code for a protein of 228 amino acids. The transcript has 5 exons. Gene Ontology annotation, biological process: negative regulation of transcription by RNA polymerase II. The record is from RefSeq and is a predicted model, not a curated record.
AAAGAGGCGGGCUGUAUGAACUGUCCAAUCAGGUGGCUCCAUAUGGAGGGAACUUCUGGUGUCAUGGCGCCAAACUGAGCGUCCUGAGCACAUUGCUGAGACCCACUCUGCUUGCUGGGCCACCUUGUGUGACUUACUGGCUGCACGCUGCAUGGAACUCUGGGAGACCCUGAAUCCACACAAUGGAGGCAGUGACCUUUGAGGAUGUGGCUGUCAACUUCACCAUGGAGGAGUGGGCUUUGCUGAAUCCAUCCCAAAAGAAGCUCUACAGAGAUGUGAUGGAGGAAACAUUUAAGAACAUGACUGCUAUAGGAAGAGCCUGGGGUAACCAGAAAGUUGAAGAAGAGUACAAAAAUUACUGGAGAGAUCUAAGAAAUGAAGAGGUAGAGAAAUGCUGUCAAAGUAAAAGGAAUCAAUAUGAAGAAAUAUUCCUCUGGACUCCAAGUCCUAAGGUGGACAUGAAACAAGCUGGUUUAAAACCAGCUAAGGACCUUGCUUACAGAAAGCCCCUAAUUGGGCAUUUGUCACUAACUGUGCCCAUCAUAUUUCACACUAGACUGAAGACAUCUGAGUACUUGGGAUCAGAAAAGAAGCUGUACAAAUGUAAUGAACACGGAAAAACCUGUGAUGAUUUCCAGUCCUUUCAGGGGGAUGCAAGGACAAAGACUAGAGAAAACCCCUUUAAAUAUGAUCAAUGUGAGAAAUCCUACUCUGAUCUGAAUGAAAGAACUCACCUUAAAGAGACCUCUGCAUAUAAGAAAAAUGUGAAAGCCUACAGCACACUUAAUGAUGUUCAGAUCCAUGAAAGAAGUCACAGUGGGAAGAAACCCUAUAGAAAUUCAUACAAUGCCAUUUGUCAACAUUCUUAAGGACCACUGCCUGAUGUUUGAUAUAUGUGACAAAUACCUUCAAACACAGACUGUCCCAAGGUAUGUGCAUGAGUCCCGGUUGGU